Messenger RNA from Kickxella alabastrina, 769 nucleotides. RefSeq names its product putative cytochrome b5. The coding region runs from base 203 to 589 and encodes 128 amino acids. The transcript has 2 exons. Lineage: Eukaryota; Fungi; Kickxellomycota; Kickxellomycetes; Kickxellales; Kickxellaceae. Gene Ontology annotation, molecular function: heme binding. Gene Ontology annotation, cellular component: membrane; intracellular membrane-bounded organelle. The record is from RefSeq and is a predicted model, not a curated record.
UUGGUCCAAAAAAAAAAAAAAAUACGACGCGCCAAACUCUUGAAAUAAAAAAAAUUGUGACCUCUUUUUUUUUACCUUGCUUAUUCGUUUUUUAUUUUAAAAAUUAAAUUGUAAUUUUUUUUCCUUCAUUUUUUUCUUUUUUAUUUGUUGCAUCAAAUCCCCUCCCAAAAAAAAUAAAAAUUACUCCAUUUAUCUUUUUACAAUGUCCGAGGUCAAGACUUUUACUUCCGAGCAUGUCGCUGAGCACAACACGCGCAAAGACAUCUGGGUUUCCAUUCACGGCAAGGUCUACGAUGUGACGAAAUUCCUUGACGAGCACCCCGGUGGUGAAGAGGUUAUUUUGGAGUGCGCCGGUCUGGAUGCCACCGAGGCCUUUGACGACAUUGGCCACUCCGAGGAUGCCCGCGAGUUGCUCAAGGAUUUUUACGUUGGUGAACUUGAUGGACCUUGCAAGAAAACCGACUCGCGUAACACCAAUGACACUGAUGAGCAUGGCCAGGUCCGUACCAAACAGAACAGCAAUUCUUGGGGAAUCCUGAUCCCUCUGGCAUUUGUCGUUCUUGUUGUUGCCUACAAGAUGUAUGCUUAAAAUAAAUAUGAAAAAAAUCACAAGUCUCUUCUUCGCAUCGUCGUUUGAUCUCCCGCUUAGCCUUUAAUAUUUUUCUUUUAUUAGGCGAUGAGGGGGUUCCCGAGUUUUUGAUGUAUUAAAUUUAAUUCUUUUUCUUUAUCGAACCACAUAAACAAACAAAUAAGAAAGAAAGAGAAAAAA